GUCCCCUCCGCCACCUACAGUGGGGACACUGGGGGUGCCACCACGGCCGUGUCCCUGUCCCCAGGGCACAGGUGGGUGGGGGUGUCUCCUCGGGGACACAGCGUCCCCACCGCAAGGGGGUCAGGCCAGGCGGGGCCCUGGGACCCUCCGGCACACGCACCCGUCACCGCUGCCUCGGCGCGGACAGGACGUGGCCCAAUUAGAGGUGACAGCGGGUGCCCGCGGCCACCGGCCACUGCUGUGGCUGCGCUGGGGUCAGAGGGCGGGAGCCACUGGGGACACGGGAGGGGCCCUGGGGACAGGGUGCAGGUGUCCACCCCCAGCAUCCGGCGGGUCCUCAGUGCUGGUUCCUCAGCGCUAAUUAACGAGGAGGAGGCGGCCGCCGGGGAGCGGGGGCUCGUUCUGGCCGCGGCUGGCGGGGCUGUCAGCCCCAGCUCUGAGGAGACGGCCGCCAUUGAGGCUGCUGUGGCUGCCGCCACCCACCCCGGCUGGCACUGGGGGGACUCCGGGCCCCUCAGCCCCCCCGGGCCCUUGGCUGGUUCCUCUCCAGCAGACACCGCUGGAACCGCCGCUUCUCCCGCCCUCAGGGGCCGCCCUGGCCCGGUGCCCACGGCCACCAUGGGGAUGGGGCAGCGGGAAAGGUGGCGGCAGCGCAGCAGGCGGGACUACAACUGCCGGGGCACCGCGCGGGAGGCUUUCUGGACACUGCGGCCAGAGCCGUGUUCUGCACGUGCUCUUCUCGCACGUUCGGGCCCAGAGCCGUGUCCUCCAGCCAGCACCGUCCCCAGUCCCAGUGUCCCCCGCCCUCAUGGCGCUGGGCUCCCCUCCCGAGGGCACCGUGUCUGUGCUGCACCACGUGCGGCCCCUGUCCCCUGUGACCGAGAUCGGGCCGCACACCCCGUCCUGCACGUCGUGGAUGGAAACAUGAUCGUCUUUGACCCCGAGGUGCCCAGUGCCCCCGGCAGCGCUGCCCACCCGCGCACCCAAGCACCCGGGCAUGGACAUGAAGUUUGUGUUUGAGCGGGUGUUUGGGGAGGGGGCCACGCAGGACGAGCUGUUCCCACACAGCCCUUGGGCUGCUGGACACUGUGCUCAGCGGCUACAACUGCUCCGGUAAGAAACACCGUGGGUCCAUGCAGGAGCUCCUGCCCCAUCCACUCCCAUAGCUGUGGGGUGUUUUGGGGGCUGCUGCGCCCCUUGCGAGCUCUCCCAGGCUGGCAGUGCUGUAAAGCCGGGUCUGGAAGCUCCUCGCUGGGUCUGAAGCUCCUCGCAGGGUCUGAAGCUCCUCGCUGGGUCUGAAGCUCCUCGCUGGGUCUGAAGCUCCUCGCUGGGUCUGACACUCCUCGCAGGGUCUGAAGCUCCUCGCAGGGUCUGAAGCUCCUUGCAGGGUCUGAAGCUCCUCGCAGGGUCUGACGCUCCUCGCAGGGUCUGAAGCUCCUCGCAGGGUCUGACGCUCCUCGCAGGGUCUGAAGCUCCUCGCAGGGUCUGACGCUCCUCGCAGGGUCUGAAGCUCCUCGCAGGGUCUGAAGCUCCUCUCUGGGUCUGAAGCUCCUCGCAGGGUCUGAAGCUCCUCGCUGGGUCUGAAGCUCCACGCAGGGUCUGAAGCUCCACGCAGGGUCUGAAGCUCCUCGCAGGGUCUGACGCUCCUCGCCCGCCGCCGCAGCCCCUCGAGCCGUUCUUUGUCAGCAGCCGAGCAGCUUAUCGAGCACAUCCGUUGUGAGAGCCUCACAUUGUGUUCCCUGCUCCAAGUGCACAACGAGCAGAUCCAUGACCUGCUGGAGCCCAAGGGGCCGCUGAACAUCUGGGAAGAGCCUGACAAAGGGGUCGUCAUUCAGGGUCUCUCCUUCUGCCAGCCCAGCUCUGCCAAACACCUCCUGGAGAUGUUGGCCAGGGGGAACAAGAACCGCACGCAGCACCCCACGGAUGCCAAUGCCACCUCCUCCCGCUCCCACGCCGUGUUCCAGAGUGCGUGAGGUUUCCUGGACGUUCGAGGCAAGAGUGGUGUUCUCCAGGCAGUGCUGUGUGCCAGUAUCUCCUUCCACCAUGGCCCUGGGCUCCCCUCCAGAGGAGGGAACGGUGUCCGUAGUGGUCCGCGUGCGGCCCCCCGCCCCCUGUGAGCGGGAGCGGGCCGCGCACCCCGUCCUGCAUGUUGUGGAUGACAACCUGAUUGUCUUCAACCCCGACGUGCCCAGUGGCCCCCCUGGCAGCGUGAUGACCACCCGCGUGCCCAAACACCCAGGCAAAGACAUUAAGUUUGUCUUUGACCGGGUGUUUGGGGAGGGGGCCACACAGGACGAGGUGUUUCAGCACACCACUCGCGGGCUGCUGGACACCGUACUCAGUGGUUACAACUGCUCCGUGUUUGCCUACGGCGCAACUGGAGCAGGAAAAACCUAUACCAUGGUGGGGUCUGAGAGCAGCCCCGGCAUAAUGUACCUCACCAUGGUGGGCCUAUAUGAAAAGAUCGAGGCCAGGAAAGAGAAGAGCUGCGAGGUUCUUGUUUCCUACCAGGAGGUGUAUAAUGAGCAGAUAUACGACCUGCUGGAGCCCAAGGGGCCACUCAACAUCAGAGAAGACCCUGACAAAGGGGUCAUUGUUCAGGGCCUCUCCUUCCACCAGCCCAGCUCUGCCAAACACCUCCUGGAGAUGUUGGCUAAAGGAAACAGGAACCGCACGCAGCAUCCCACAGAUGCCAAUGCCACCUCCUCCCGCUCUCACGCAGUGUUCCAGAUCUGCGUGAAGCAGCAGGAUCGCAUCGGUGGCCUCACUCGGGAUCUGCAAGUGUCCAAGAUGAGUUUGAUUGACCUGGCAGGCUCGGAGCGAGCUUCGGUCACCAACGCCAAGGGAGAGCGGCUCCGUGAAGGCGCCAACAUCAACCGUUCGCUGCUGGCCCUCAUCAAUGUCAUCAACGCGCUGGCUGACACCAAGAGCAAGAAAACCCACAUCCCAUACCGGGACAGCAAGCUCACGCGCCUGCUGAAGGACUCCAUUGGCGGCAACUGCCGCACCGUCAUGAUUGCUGCCGUGAGCCACUCCGCACUGGCCUAUGAGGACACCUACAACACGCUCAAGUAUGCCAGCCGUGCCAAGGAGAUCAAGCUGUCGCUGAAGAGCAACGUGCUCAGUGUUGACUGCCACAUUAGCAAAUACGCCGUGGUCUGCGAGCAGCUGCAAGCAGAGGUGGCAGAUCUGCGGGCAAAGCUCCGUGCCUACGAGGACGCUGCCCAAGAGGCCAAAAACUCGACACUGGUGGCUCCCCUUGGUGUGAGCCCAGUGGGACUGCACAGGUUGGAGGAAUCUGUCCCAAAGCCACACUCAGCCCUGGGUGGUGACAGCGAGCAGCAGGAGCUGGGAGCUGGGUGGCCUGUCCAGCUGCAGCUGGAGCCAGAGGAGGUCCCAGAGGAAAUGCUGCACAGCAGGGCCAGAGCCACCCACCAGCUGGAAAAGAAGGAACCGAGCUGCUUUCUCCAGGGUUUAUCUGGCAGCCGGACAGAGAAGCUCAUAGCCGCCAUCCUGAGCGUGGCCCGCAAGCAGUACUCCCUCCUGCGGGACGCCAACCUCCUCACUCCUGACAUGGUGUCUGAAUUCGAGGAGCUGGAGCGCCUGGUCCGUCAGGGCACCGGUGUGACCCUGGAGCAAACCUCGUCCCCGAGCAGAGCUGCGGAUGUCACUGGGGCCAGUGCUGCCCCAGGCUGUGACGCAGAGGCGCCUGUCGCUGUGCCCAAUGCCCCUGCGACCAGCGUCGCCCUGCAAUGCCUGCAGCAGCUCUCCCCGCUCGCCAGCCCUGUGCCGACGGCUCCCAGCCCAAUUCGGAAGAGGAGGAACACUGGGAGAAACAGCGCUGCAAUGCACAGUGCCAAGAGGAACAGUGCUGAGAUGCACAGCUCUGUGUUGAGCAGCACUGAAAUGCACAGUGCUAAGAGGAACAGUGCCGAGAUGCACAGUGCUGUGACGAGUGCUGAGAUGCACGACUCUGUGUUGAGCAGUGCCAAAAUGCACAGCGCCGGAAUGCACAGUGCCGAGAGGAGCAAUGCUGAAAUGCACAGCACCGUGAGCGGCGCUGGGAUGCGCAGUGCUAUGCGCAGUGCCGAGAUGCAUGGCGCUAUGCACAGCGCUGAAAUGCACAGUGCUAUGAACAGUACCGAGAUGCGCGGUGCUACGAACGACGCUGUGAUGCACAACGCUGAAAUGCACAGUGCCACGUUGAGCAGUGCUGAGAUGAGCAGUGCUGAGAUGUGCAGUGCCGAGAUGCACAGCCCCGCAUUGAACAGCACUUUCCAAGUGGAAACUCCUCGCAGCCUCAAAAGGCGGGUGAAACGCCAGCGGAGCAGCGGGAGCGCAGCAGAGACUCUUGGGGUGAUGCUGAGCCCUGGCAGCCCCUGUCUGGCAGCAGCAGCCCAGGUGCCCCUUGUCUCCCCACUGCCAUUGUAUUGCACCCCCAAAAUCUGUCCGCUGACAGUCCCCAAAAGCCGCGUGCCCCUGGCGGUGUCGGCUGCCCAGAACUGCUGCACUGCGCCUGCUGCACCUGCCCACAAACUCAACGUGACGUUUGAUGUCGGUGAGUACAGCGGCUCACCUGGUGCGGCCGACCCGGCUGCCUUCAGUGGCCCCGAGAUCUCCAUCUGGGAGAAUGUCCAGAGCCUCCUCAACAAGCAGGAUGGUCCCUUCGUGCCCAGAACCUGCAUCCCAGCGCGCAGCGUGAAGGCUUCAUCCAUCCCCAAACCCUCCUCGGUCCCCAAAGCCCCUGCGCAGAAGCGGAGGCGAGUGGAGAGCACUGCUCCCCCCUCUCUGGGGGCGCUCCAGAGCCACAUCACCAAUCUCCCGAGCGCACGCCGGAGAUGUGCGCAGCCAUCUCGCAUCCCAGCUCAUCCUCUGGCCACUCUGCCCCGCAAAGGCAAGACCAGGAGCACCAAAGACCCGGUGGCCUCUGCCAGGGUCCCCCGCACUCGCACCCCCCAGCCGAGGAAGCUCUUAUGCUGAUGGCUCCACCGUCCAGGAUCCUCCCCAGGUCCAAACCCACAUUCCAAACUUCUUCCUUUUUUUGGGAACCCCCAUCCCCUCCUUCCUGCAGCCCUACAACGUUCUUCUCAAACUGUUGUUCAACCCCGAAGUCACCCUGUGUCCCCACUCAUUCCCCUGUUGUUAUUUUUCCCGCCCCCCCGGCGCAGCCCUGUGUUAUUUUUGCAGCAGAUGGGUUGUUGCUGUUCCCUCUCAGCCCCUCUCGAAUCAGCGCCGGGUGUCGAGUUCUAACAGAUGGGUUAUGCUAAGAAAUAACAUGUGCUUUUAAUAAAUCCUUUCGUUUCCAACCA
This is a messenger RNA of Columba livia (rock pigeon), 5309 nucleotides long. RefSeq names its product kinesin family member 18B (gene KIF18B). Gene Ontology annotation, biological process: microtubule-based movement. The record is from RefSeq and is a predicted model, not a curated record. Gene Ontology annotation, molecular function: microtubule motor activity; ATP binding; microtubule binding. The coding region runs from base 1924 to 4980 and encodes 1018 amino acids. The transcript is spliced from 17 exons. NCBI's taxonomy places the organism in Eukaryota, Metazoa, Chordata, Aves, Columbiformes, Columbidae.